Talaromyces amestolkiae is the source of this 2739-nucleotide messenger RNA. RefSeq lists its product as uncharacterized. Gene Ontology annotation, biological process: clathrin-dependent endocytosis; clathrin coat disassembly. Gene Ontology annotation, molecular function: clathrin binding. The record is from RefSeq and is a predicted model, not a curated record. The transcript has 2 exons. The coding region runs from base 1 to 2739 and encodes 912 amino acids. Gene Ontology annotation, cellular component: vesicle; cytoplasm; intracellular membrane-bounded organelle. NCBI's taxonomy places the organism in Eukaryota, Fungi, Ascomycota, Eurotiomycetes, Eurotiales, Trichocomaceae.
AUGGAUGAUCUCGCCGGUCUGAGCUGGACUCCCAGCUCCAAUGACUCCAACAAGAAACCCUCGCCCAUGACCUCGGGACUGAUGAAUACAAUGCGCAUUCCCUCGAUCCAAGCACGGCCGUCGCCGCCGCCGCCAUCGUCGAACGGACAUUCCAACCCGCCAUCGAAGCCUGCAACGCCGGCUAACGACAGCUUUGCCAAUUUGGUAUCUUUCGGAAGUUCUAACAACAAUAAGAAUUUAUCUCUAUUGGAGCAACAGAAGAAGCUGCAAGAACAGAAAUCCAAGCAAGAAGCCGAAAAGCGGAGUCAGUACGAGGCACAGUAUGGAGGACAGAAUGCUCAGUUUUGGGACACUUUGGAUGGGAAAGGGAGCACAAGGACUGCGUCGCCAGCAUCUGCGGCGCAAAUACCAUCUCCAGAUGAGGACGAUAUCUUGGCCGCCUUUAAUUCAGCAGCACCUGUGGAUGCAUCUACAAACUUUCCCAUUCCUUCUACAUCUACUUCUCGAUCAGCGACGCGGAGCCCAAUGAAUCGAACAAUAGCUGAACCUGCAAAUAAAAUGGGGUUCGAUGACGACGACGAUCCGUUUGGUUUGGGGACAAUGCCACAAUCUAAAUCGACAGCGGUACAAUCUACAACGCAGGACAAUGAUGACGAUGAUUUUCUUGGGUUAUUGGGAAAGCCUGUGUCUGAAGCUGCGCCUGCAAGGGCCAAAUCAAAAUCACCCGUCCCGAGUCCUCAAGCGCGUUCUGACGAUCCACGAGACCGCGCCGUGGCCGAACUUGUCGAUAUGGGAUUUCCACCAGAAAAGGCGGCAGAAGCUUUACAAAGUACAGAAUCCGGUGUAGAUGUGCAGGCGGCUGUUGGAUGGCUCUUGAACCAAGCACACUCAGAAUCGCGGCAGAAAGCAAGAUCUAAGGCGGGACUUCCACCUGAAGAACAUCCACCGCGCAAUCGAGAGGAACAACCACCCGGUAAACAAUACUCACCUUCGUGGAUGAGAGAAGGGGAACCGGAGGGACGUCGAGGGGAUAGCAGAUCCCCGCAGCCCCACGAGCGAGAUGUCGGAGAAAUGGCUGCCAGCUUUGGCAAUUCACUAUUCAAGACCGCGAACUCCCUGUGGAAACAAGGAAGCAAGAAAGUGCAACAGGCUGUUCAGGAGUUUAACGGUGAAGCAGACCCAAACCAGCCUAAGUGGAUGCGAGAAGCUGCUUCUGCUCGAAGUCCGGAAGAACGAGGUCAUCGUCCUAAGGUCCCCGAGAAAGAUGUACAACGACGUGGUCCGGUGCGUGAACAGCCCACAAAUAUGACGGACGAGGCUUUACUGCUAGAGUCUGGCGCUGGUCGGCCUACUCGUAGUGCUCCUCGGAGACCUGGUUCUGUAGAGCCACGACACCAACCUGCGCCUGCGCCUGCACCUGCGCCUUUCAAUGAAGCAAUAGCUGAGAGACGAGAGAAUAGAAAUCCUUUCCGGCAACCUCAACCACAGCAGCAGCAACAACAACGGCGUCCUCAAGAUUUCGGCCGAGAUGUCAAAAGUCAACUUACUCGAAAUGCGUUGGAAGAGCAAUCAGCACAGGCAUAUGUCAGCCCAGCAAGACGGCGGAAGCCACAGCAGCCUGCUCCAUCGGCAGUCACUGAGGAUAAUCAUAUAGAUCUAUUGGAUAGCUCAAAACCUGAAAAACCAGCCCCCGCAAAACCAUCCGCGCAAGCUCCGAUUGCACGAGCUUCGAAACCAUCAACACCUAUUCCAUCACGGCCCAAAGCUCCCCCGCGCACAAUCCCUUCAGUCACACAGUCGGCACUUUCAUCGUCACACAAGGACCGUGAGAGUGGAAAUGAUGCAUAUAAACGGGGGGAUUACGGCGCAGCGCAUGAAGCGUUUACGAAAGCACUAUCCCAUCUCCCAUCGGGCCAUCCCGUAACGAUUCUAGUACUCAGCAAUSGAGCCAUGACUGCAUUGAAGAUUGGAGAGCCAAAAGUAGCAAUCUCUGACGCAGACACGAUUCUAGCAUUCAUUGGACCUGCAAAGGGCGAAGGGGAAACUAUCGAGCUCGGCAACGGUCAACCCGCAAAACCAAUGAAGGACUUCUUCGGAAAAGCGCUUAUGCGCAAGGCCGAGGCCCUCGAGCAUCUCGAGAAAUGGGUCGAUGCAGCAGAGACAUGGAAACAGGCCGUUGAAGCGGGCCAUGGCGGUAGCACAAGUAUUCAGGGUCGUAAUCGAUGCGAAAAAGCAGCUGGCAUCAGCAAACCCGCCCCAGCUGCUGCCGCUGCACGACCUACUACAUCCCGACCUCCUUCCAAGAAACCGUCACCGGCCCCUCGCACUUCCGCUCUAAGCGAUUUGUCGGGCAGCAAAGCAGCCCCAACCGCCGAAGCAGUUACACGCCUCCGCGCCGCUAACGAAGCCGCCGAGCGAGCCGACGAGGAGAAAUUGGCUCUCACAGACAGCGUCGACGCAAAGAUAAUGGCAUGGCGAGAUGGGAAACAGGACAAUUUGCGCGCAUUGCUGGGAAGCUUGGAGAAUGUCCUGUGGCCGGAGUCCGGGUGGAAGAAGAUUAAUAUGUCUGAGUUGAUAUUGGCGAAUAAGGUCAAGAUUCAGUAUAUGAAGGGGAUCGCAAAGGUGCAUCCUGAUAAGAUUUCUACGAAUGCUACCACCGAACAACGGAUGAUUGCAGGAGCGGUGUUUAGCACACUAAACGAAGCAUGGGAUAAAUUCCGCCAGGAGAAUAAUCUAUAA